This is a messenger RNA of Labeo rohita (rohu), 3269 nucleotides long. RefSeq names its product syntaxin 17 (gene stx17). NCBI's taxonomy places the organism in Eukaryota, Metazoa, Chordata, Actinopteri, Cypriniformes, Cyprinidae. Gene Ontology annotation, biological process: intracellular protein transport; exocytosis; vesicle fusion. The transcript has 9 exons. Gene Ontology annotation, molecular function: SNAP receptor activity; SNARE binding. Gene Ontology annotation, cellular component: autophagosome membrane; plasma membrane; endomembrane system. The record is from RefSeq and is a predicted model, not a curated record. Bases 189 to 1100 code for a protein of 303 amino acids.
GACACAUUUUGUUGUUGCACACAGCACAAAGCGAAACCACUGUUUACAAACACAAAGUUAGUGACAGCGACUAAACUUACUCACAGCAGAGCUUCUCUGUUUACCGUUUUCUCGACAGAAGAACACUGAGUAUGUGUAAAUGUGUUAAGCCUGUGACCUUAUAAGAGAGGUCAUAAGAGACGGUCAGGAUGGCGGAAGAGGCUGGAAAGCUUCCACUUCGGCGCCUGGAGCCCCCCAUUCAGAAAUUCAUUAAAGUGGCCAUUCCCACUGAUCUGGAGAGACUGCACCAGCACCAACACAACAUAGAAAAGUUUCAGAGAAACAGUCAGUGGGACAAACUUCACCAAGAGCACAUCAACUCCAGCCGCACUGUCCAGCAAUUGCGAUCGAACCUGCGGGAGAUGGAGAAGUUGUGUGGGCGGGUCCGCAGCGCUGAUGCCGAAGCUCUGGAGAAACUUGUUGAGCCAAUCAGAGAUCGAGCCUCCACUGCCAUUCAAGAGUUCCUCCGGAUUCACUCGGACGCUGUCAAUCGGCCGGAUGUUUCUGUUAUCGGCAAAAAGUCUCACGAAAUCAGCACUGCCUCCGAUACAUUGCACAGUCACGGUGAUACAGGUGUGCCCGGUUCCCCUGUCACUCAAACACAGCUGCUCCUGCCUGAAAUCCCUCCAGAACAGAACGCCGCUGAGUCCUGGGACUGUUUAGCUGAGGACCUACUGGAGCUGAAUGGUUUAGUAAAUGAGUUCUCCACUCUUGUUCAUGCUCAGCAGGAGAAGAUUGACAGCAUUGAAGCCAAUGUUAGCCUAGCAGCCGCUAAUGUGGAGGAGGGGACCCAGAGCCUAGGGAAGGCGGCCCGUUCGAAGCUGGCGGUUUUGCCCGUGGCGGGUGCGGUGGUUGGGGGAGUGCUAGGGGGACCGCUGGGACUCUUAGCGGGAUUUAAAGUGGCGGGGGUCGCUGCUGCCGUGGGGGGUGGCCUGAUUGGUUUCGCCGGGGGCAACUUGAUCCAGCGGAAGAGGAAAGAAAGAAUCGACCUGCAGCUACAAGAGCUUCAGAGCAACAACAACAAGAUUUGGACCGGGAAGUGUGCUGAACUCACAACCUGAGUAAAGUGCCUGUCAUAAUGGGGAACUUUAAUCAGCCGGAAAGUGGACAACACUGAUUUUGAGGAAAAUGUCAUCUACAUCAUGUACAGGCCCAACUGAAUCUGAUUAAGUAACACCGCAUAAGAUGUUAUGUGCAAUCUGUAAUUUGUUACAUGGAAUUGCAGUGGAACAUGAAAUUACAAGCAUUGAUACUAAUAGAAAGUGCAGUUUUACUACACUUGGGGUCAGUAUUUUUUUUUUUUAAUAAUAAGUUUAUUUAUAUAGCACUUUUGUAAAGCUCAAGGGUGCCUAAAUUCAUGCCUCUAUUUCAGCAAGGAUGCAUUAAAUUGAUCAAAAGUGACAGUAAAGUCCUUUACAUUGUUACAGUAUUUUCUAUAGAAGCAGCUUUCUCACAAAUAAGUUUAUAUCUUGAUCAUGAUAUAAACUCACAAUUGCAAGUUAUAAACUCAGAAUUGCGUGAUAUAAACUCAGUUGUGAGUUAUAAAGUCAGAAUUGCGAUAUAUUAACUCAUAGUUCUGAUUUUUCUCAGAAUUGAGUGAAAUAAAUUCACAAUUGUGAGUUAUAAAGUCAGAAUUGCAAGAUUUAAAAAUCAUAAUUCUCACUUUUUUCUUGCAAAUACUAGUUUAUAUCUUACAAUUAUGACUUUUCCCCUAAGAAUCCCCUGAGAUAUAAACUCGCAAUUCUCCAUAUUUUCUCUCUCAGAAUUGCGUGAUAUUAACUCACAAUUGUGAGUUAUAAAGUCAGUUCAGAUUUUUUUCUAAGAAUUGCAAUAUAAAUUCACAACUGUGAGUUAUAAAGUUAGAACUGUGUGAUAUAAACUCACAAUUGCAAGUUAUAAAGUCAGAAUUGUGAGAUAUAAACUCAAAAUUCGGACUCUCUCAAAAUUGUGUGAUACAAGAUAUAAAGCCAAUUUCGACUAGUUUUUAUGUCUCAAAAUUCUGACUUUUUUUCUCAGAAUUCCAAUAUAUAAACUCACAAUUGCGAGUUAGAAAGUCAAAAUUGAAUACAAACUCGCAAUUCUGAGAGAAAUAAAAAAUAAAUAAAUGAAUAAAUAAAAAUCACAGCUGUGAGAUAUAAACUGGCAUUUCGGAGGAAAAAAAAGGUCAAAAUUGUGAGUUUAUAUCAUGUAAUUCUGAUUAAUUUCUGACUUUAUCUUUCAGAAUUGCAACUUUAUUUCACAGAGUUGCGAGUUUGUCUUGAGUUUAUAUCUGAGUGUUUAUAUCACGCAAUUCUGAGAAAAGUCAGAAUGGCAAGUUUAUAUGAUGCAAUUCUGACUCAAUUUCUCAGAACUGCAAGUUAAAAUGUCAGAAUUGCGAGAUGUUAAAAAUGUCAAAAAAAGUUGAGGAAAACUCGCAAUUACCUUUUUUUUAUAUAUAUUUUUAUUCAGUGGCAGAAAUGGGCUUCCAUACUAUUUCACAUAAAGAUUAUUUUCUAAUUUCUAUUUAUUAAAGAAUCUUUAAAAAAAAAUAUGUAUGCUUUUCAACACUGAUAAUAGGAAGAAAUGUUUCUUGAGCACCAAAUCAGCAUAUUAGAAUGAUUUCUGAAGGAUCAUGUGACACUGUAGACUGAAGUAAUGGUCGCUAAAAAAAAAAAAAAAUCAGCUUUGCAUUUUGCAGCUUUGCAUAAACUGCAUUUUGGAAGUUCAAAAUCUGGGCACCAUAUCAGUCCAUUACAUGGAGAAAAAUGCUGAAAUGUUUUCCUCAAAAAACACAAUUUCUUUACGACUGAAGAAAGAAAGACAUGAACAUCUUGGAUGACAAGGGGGUGAGUACAUUAUAUGUGAAUCUUUGUUUUGGAAGUGGACUUCUCCUUUAAGUGUUCAUUAAUAUAUGGCCGGCAGGUGAAAAGGAUUUUAAAAAAGCUUAAAAUAUUGUGUAUGGAAAGGAAUUUAAACAGAAUUGAUACUGAAUUAAAAAACAAACAACAACAACAAAAAAAAGACUUUAAAUAAAUAUAUAUCUGGGGGAAGAGGUUUUGUUAGAAAAUUUCUAUAAAGGCACACAAUUAUUAUAGUGUCCCUGAUCAAUCACUACCGCCACGACUAAGAUUCCUUCCCAAUAUCUGGUACAAUCUGAAAACGCAUUUUAAAAAAAACGAUGGCAGGUCCAACUCAUAUCAUUCUUCUAAAUAAAAUGCAAUUCCAUUCAAAAGCUGUGGUGAACUCUGACC